UUUCUAUUUAAGUUAUAAACCGUGUGGGAAAAAUGUUUUAAACCAGUUUAACAAAAACUGUCAUCCGAAAUGUUCACAAGGGUGUUGUUGUCUAGUCUUUUCUUAUUAAUUCCAUUCAUAGUGUACCAUGCAGAAGGAACAAAACAAUCUAAUCCAUCACCCUACCAUUAUGGCUACGAUGUGAAAGAUGGUCAGUCAUCUCAUUACAAGAAAGAAGAAAGGGAUCAGGACGGAACAGUGAGAGGUAGUUACGGUUACCUCGGACCUGAUGGUAUAUUCCGAGAAGUUCACUACAUAGCUGACCAGAACGGAUUUCGAGCUGAAAUAAAAACGAAUGAACCCGGUACGGCAAACGACAGUCCGGCUAAUGUCCUGCUCCUCUCUGAGUACGAUACGGUGCACGAUUAUAGCCACGAUAAGGAACACAAGCACGAGCAAGAAGAAAAGAAAACAAACGAAGAAGAGAAAGAAAGUUACGAAGACGAUGAACAGGAUCAAGUCGUUGAAAGCAGAACGCCAAAAGGUCGAGCGAAUAAGAAAUCCAACAAAAAGAACUAUUCAUAUUUUAAGUUUGGUGAAAGACACGGAGGACACGUCUAAAAUAUAAGUUCUUCUAUUCAUCUCAUUGUGCUGUUUCUGCCUAGUCAUUAGUCAGCAUCUGGAGGAGCCCCUGCCUUACAACUUCGGCUAUGCUUUCCAAGAUGAUCAUGGGGCGGCGCAGUUUCGAAAGGAAAGAGGUGAUGGUC
Parasteatoda tepidariorum (common house spider) is the source of this 746-nucleotide messenger RNA. RefSeq lists its product as uncharacterized. Lineage: Eukaryota; Metazoa; Arthropoda; Arachnida; Araneae; Theridiidae. Gene Ontology annotation, cellular component: chitin-based extracellular matrix. Gene Ontology annotation, molecular function: structural constituent of chitin-based larval cuticle. The record is from RefSeq and is a predicted model, not a curated record.